AUGGACCGAGCGUAUCAAGAAGAACCUGUAGGUCUUGAAGCUUCAUUGCGUCAAAUGAUCAAUGAUCACAAUCAUGCUUCUGCCAUACUACGUGAACGCACUGAGAAAGCAAAGAAAGAAGCGAUCCAGACUGCCACACGUGUUUCAGAUUUGUUGGUGAAUGCAGUGAAUGAGGGUGUGCAAGAGGUCUUCAUAAACGAGAAGCGAAUUGAAAUGGAAAUUCGAGCAUUGACAGCUAGGCUUAUGCGAUUUAAGAAACAGACUGAUCAGUGGCUCACGGUUUCUCGUGCUAUUAACACUGCUGUCAAGGAAAUUGGAGAUUUUGAGAAUUGGAUGAAGAUAAUGGAGCUUGAUUGUAAAAGCAUUAGUGCUGCAAUCUUCAACAUUCACCAAGAAUGA
Molecule: messenger RNA, 399 nt
Organism: Fraxinus pennsylvanica
Lineage: Eukaryota; Viridiplantae; Streptophyta; Magnoliopsida; Lamiales; Oleaceae
Source: the annotation of a GenBank genome assembly